This is a messenger RNA of Phalaenopsis equestris, 765 nucleotides long. Its product is annotated as loricrin-like. Lineage: Eukaryota; Viridiplantae; Streptophyta; Magnoliopsida; Asparagales; Orchidaceae. The transcript has a single exon. The record is from RefSeq and is a predicted model, not a curated record. The coding region runs from base 1 to 765 and encodes 254 amino acids.
AUGUGCCUCAAGAGGUAUAAUCAUAACCAAUGGGGAAGGAGGUGUCAUAGAAGGUAUAACAGCAGUGGGGGAGGAGGUGCCACAAAAGGUAUAACAGUAGUGGAUGAUGGGCUAGGCUCAAGAGGCGUGGCAAUAACAAGCAUCACAGAAGACAGGGCAUUAUCGGGUUCGGGAGUAGGUGCCACAGGAGGGGGUAGCAGUAGCCGAUGGGGGAGGAUGUGCCUCAAGAGGUAUAACCAUAACCGGUGGGGAAGGAGGUGUCAUAGAAGGUAUAACAGCAGUGGGGGAGGAGGUGCCACAAAAGGUAUAACAGUAGUGGAUGAUGGGCUAGGCUCAAGAGGCGUGGCAAUAACAAGCAUCACAGAAGACAGGGCAUUAUCGGGUUCGGGAGUAGGUGCCACAGGAGGGGGUAGCAGUAGCCGAUGGGGGAGGAUGUGCCUCAAGAGGUAUAAUCAUAACCAAUGGGGAAGGAGGUGUCAUAGAAGGUAUAACAGCAGUGGGGGAGGAGGUGCCACAAAAGGUAUAACAGUAGUGGAUGAUGGGCUAGGCUCAAGAGGCGUGGCAAUAACAAGCAUCACAGAAGACAGGGCAUUAUCGGGUUCGGGAGUAGGUGCCACAGGAGGGGGUAGCAGUAGCCGAUGGGGGAGGAUGUGCCUCAAGAGGUAUAACCAUAACCGGUGGGGAAGGAGGUGUCAUAGAAGGUAUAACAGCAGUGGGGGAGGAGGUGCCACAGAAGGUAUAACAGUAGUGGAAGCAGCGACAUGA